Messenger RNA from Mesorhabditis belari, 1080 nucleotides. The record is from the annotation of a GenBank genome assembly. Lineage: Eukaryota; Metazoa; Nematoda; Chromadorea; Rhabditida; Rhabditidae.
AUGACCUUCGCCUCUUUUUUGUCCUCUCUGCUCGUUGGAGGGUUUCUCGUGGCACUAGCCUCCGGUCCUGCACGUUGUUUCUCUUCGUUUCGACCGUUUGGAACAAAAGCGAAAGGCCCCCCGUUAUCAACACUUUACGAUCAGUCAAAAUCUUUCGACGUUGUGAUUGAAGGAUCGGAUAAAGAUGCCGGAUCAAUGCAACGAAAGACCGUUUCAUAUGCAAGAGCGACACUUCAGCCUCGAAUACAAAUGAAAAAUUUUGCAGCUUACAACAUUGUUGGUGAUGGAACUCCACAAGCUUUUCAUUCCAAUAUUGACUGGAAAAACCGAAGAAGAAGGCUUCCAUUGACGAGAAAGCGCUUUUCAACUGCGAAUUAUGUCGACGACGUCUAUCCGUUUAUUUGGAAGAAUUUCUCAGAUGCUGGUUAUGCGACUCUCUAUGGAGAAGAUGCUGCUAAUAUUGGUACUUUCACAUAUCGCUUGAAAGGUUUCCGAAAUCAACCAACUGAUCAUUACACUUGGGACCUAUUUUCAGGAACACGAGAAAGUUCCAUGGGGUACAUGCAGUGGAUUGUUCCGGUUUACAAAACCAUGGUUCCCGCUACAGCAAGGGAGUUCAUGAAAGCAUACAAGGAUUUUACCUCGGUUUUUAAUGAUACCUUCCAAUGUUUUCCCAUGACGAUGUCAAUGCGAUAUGCCAAACUUCGUGGUACACAUCAAGGUCAAUUGGAGGAACGUUUGCCCUUUUUUGCGUUUGCUGUCCCCCAAAGUGACAUUUUAUCGACUCCUUUCGAUAUUCACGCGACGUUGAUGGACAUUUUGCACCUACCCAAUGAAAAGAUCUACAAACCACUCAAGAUGCUUCGAAAAGAUCGCUUUCACUCUUUCGACCAUUGCCGUUAUCAAGGACCUGUGAACAAAGCUAGAUCGACACACAUUGGUGCUACCUGUUUGAAUUGGGAAGACGCCACUCAGAAACCUGAAGAGAAAACUUUGGUUGAAGGGAUGGCACAUUCUGUAGUCGACGCAAUCAAUGCCCAAACCACGCACCUGAACGGGCUCUCUGUUCGCCAUUACGUC